Choloepus didactylus (southern two-toed sloth) is the source of this 1472-nucleotide messenger RNA. It is a transcript of the gene RNF183, whose product is annotated as ring finger protein 183. The transcript has 2 exons. The coding region runs from base 400 to 978 and encodes 192 amino acids. The record is from RefSeq and is a predicted model, not a curated record. Gene Ontology annotation, biological process: protein ubiquitination. Gene Ontology annotation, molecular function: ubiquitin protein ligase activity. NCBI's taxonomy places the organism in Eukaryota, Metazoa, Chordata, Mammalia, Pilosa, Megalonychidae.
GGCGGCGCGUGAGAGCGGGCAGGUGGGCGCGGCGAGGGCGGCGCCCCCCGCGGUGAGUGACGGCCGGGAACAGCCCAGCCCAGGGCCGGGGCCUGCGAGAUGCGUCGGCUUCCACGCCCCGGAGAAAAAGCGAGAGUGGCUGGCGGGAGGAAGUCAAAGAGCCGGAAGCUUCCAGGGUGUCCUCUGGAAGUGCGGACGAUGCAAAGUGAACAGAAGGAACAGGCAGCAAUAGCUGGCCGAGGGCUGCCUGGAGGCCGUGCAAAUGACACCGGCCCACAACUGCCUGGAAACCAAGCACAGAGCACCUGCUCGCCGGCUGCAGUUGGGAACCAGAGGAGGAGGCAGCUCUGAAGGGGCAGGACACAUUUCCGGUGAGGUCUCUCGGUGCUGGGUCUGAGGAUGGCCGAACUGCAAGGCCGGGAGCCUGAGGCGGAGUGCCCCGUCUGCUGGAACCCCUUCAAUAAUACAUUCCACACCCCCAAAAUGCUGGACUGCUGCCACUCCUUCUGCGUGGAAUGCCUGGCACACAUCAGCCUGGUGACUCCCGCCCAGCACCGGCUGCUGUGCCCGCUCUGUCGCCAGCCCACUGUGCUGGCCUCAGGGCAGCCUGUCACCGACCUGCCCACGGACACGGCCAUGCUAACCCUGCUCCGCCUGGAGCCCCACCAUGUCAUCCUGGAGGGCCGUCAGCUCUGCCUCAAGGACCAGCCCAAGAGCCGCUACUUCCUGCGCCAGCCCCAAGUCUACACGCUGGACCUGGGCCCCGAGCCUGGGAACCAGGCUGGGCACCCCCAGGACACAGCUGGUGCCACCGUGCCCAUGCCCAUCUCCAUCCCCAGCCACUACUCUCUCAGGGAGUGUUUCCGCAACCCUCAGUUCCGGAUCUUUGCCUACCUGAUGGCCGUCAUCCUCAGCGUCACCCUGCUGCUCAUCUUCUCCAUCUUCUGGACCAAGCAGUUCCUCUGGGGUGUGGGGUGAGCGCUCCACUUCCAGACAAGGAACAGAGGCUUCCACACUUGCUGCUCAGGGGACUGCAGAGCCUCUCUGGUAUUGUCUUCCUUUGUAGUAUUUUGUUCAUUUUAAAUUCAGGUAUCAGUUAGGCUGUGUGUUUGCUUCUGGGGACAGAGAGAGCCCUAUUGUGAGAGCCUCUGAAAGCUAAUGGGCUGGGAUAAGACAUGGAGGGACCUCUGCAUGUGAACCAUGGGGUCAUGGAAGGGCCAAGAAGCACAUCUAUGUCUACAAAGCUACACAGCAAGUUGUGCCAAAGGUCUGGACAGUGGUAUCCAGAAACGGAACCAGCCCAAAUAGCAAGUUGCAUUUCUCAGUGGAGCUGCCUUGAACUCACAUUGUUUUGAGUUGUUCUUUUUAUUACGUGUUGCUAAAAAACUUGGAAAGUGAGCUUCAAGUCUGUGGGCUGCUUUCUCUUGGAUGUCUUGCCACCAGCCCCAGUAAAAAUGGUCUGCAGUCAUUAA